Molecule: messenger RNA, 5626 nt
Organism: Portunus trituberculatus (swimming crab)
Lineage: Eukaryota; Metazoa; Arthropoda; Malacostraca; Decapoda; Portunidae
Product: transient receptor potential channel pyrexia-like
Exons: 4
Coding region: 317-2899 (860 amino acids)
Biological process (GO): transmembrane transport; monoatomic ion transport
Cellular component (GO): membrane
Molecular function (GO): protein binding; monoatomic ion channel activity
Source: RefSeq, a predicted model, not a curated record
AUUAGUGAGUAGGGCACCGCGCCAUGGAAACCUUCAACCACUCCCUCUGUCGCCUUUAUAGCAUCACCAAAACAUCAUGAGAAACUUCCUUCUAGUGUUUCACAAGAAAUAUUAAGUUUUGAUGCCACAAGAAAGUUUCGUAGAAAAGCAAAAUGUAUUUCCAGACUUUUCUGCACGGUGUUCUCUGGCAACUUUAUAUGAUAGUCCCGCGUGAGGGACAUUCAAAACAAGAUUAGUUAACAGGGCACCGCGUCAUGGAGGUAUUGGGUCACUCCCUCUGUCACCUUCAUUGCAUCCAUAGCAUCAGCAAGACAUCAUGAAAAAUUUUCUCCUAUUGUUUCAUAAAAAGAAACGUCCUCUCGUAAGGGGUCUGACGUUCAAGAGUACAAUUGGAGGGCACGAGAAUUCUACUUUUUUGAACAUGGGAAGUGAGGAGGAUCUUCCCGACGGAACGAACGACGCUUGCGAGGGUCACACAGACCAAAAAGUUUCUGCCUUGUUCUCAGCAAUUAGGCGCCAUGAUGUAGACGAAGUGGAGAUGCUGGUGAGCAACGCCACGCCAGGAUCAUUAGAAACUAUCUGUGGAGGCCUCACUCCACUCCUUGUGGCCUGUCAGCAACGCAACCUGCCCAUUCUUAAACUUCUUCUGCAACAUCAUGCACAGAUGGAAGCCGAGAGCAGUAAUGGCACCACUCCACUGCAUGCUGCGAUCUGUGAAGGCUGGAAUGAGGGCGUUGCCGAACUAUUGAAACAUGGAGCAUUACCUGAUCUUCGGGAUAUUUCUACCUCUACAUCCACCACGGCUGGAGCUAGCUCUCCCCUGAAAGCUGCCGUCAUGACUGGCAAUAUUGCAGCACUUCAGUUAAUAUUCGAUUAUCAUCCGAACUUAGGUGUCAUAGAUACUGAAGAGGGUUCCCUCCUCCAUCUGGCUGCGCUCUCACAUCAGCCACUGAUGGUGAAAUAUUUGCUAGAGGAAAAGAUAUCAGCAGAAAUUUUGAAAUCUUGUAAUCAGAAUGGUGACACUGUAAUGCAUGCAGUCCUACAUAAGAGGAGCAGAGAUAAAUAUGAAAAGUCCCAAAUGGAAAUUCUCAGAAUGUUUUUGGAGGCUCGUAUUGAUGUGAAUUCAAAAAACAAAGCUGGAGAGACACCCAUUUUCUUGGCCGCUCGUGCACGCCUCUCGCAUUGCACGGAGCUUUUGCUUUCAUCUGGAGCUGAUCCUUUGGCUAUAACAGAGUCAGGACAGUCAGUGAUUCAUGGUGCCUGCCUUGGGGGAUGUGCUGACACUCUCAAUCUUUUGCUGAAAAGAUGUCGCCUUGCUCAUCUUGUUACACAUUCAGACAAAGAAGAUGUGCUUCCAUUUCAUUGUGCUGUUGGGAGUUAUUCCAUUGAUUGUUGCCAGAUACUGUUGAUGAACGGCGAUCACCUGACACACCGUGAUGGUAAUGGCACUUCUCGCUGUUCCUUGCUUCUCCAGCACUUCCCAGAUACCUCCUCGCAACUUCUGGAUCGACUGUUCAGUUCUCGCAUCACCCUCUCUGAUGACCCUCAGUAUGACAGGAACUUUCGUGUAUUCUUCGAUUACUCUGAUAUUCUGUCUCAGAACAAAGGUGACAUUCAAAGUUGCUUCUUGCAGGAUAUUAACAGUUUUCAAAAUGACCUCCUCCAGCAUCCAUUGGUUGAGAGCUUUGUGCAUCUCAAGUGGCUGAAAAUCAGAUUCCUAUUUUAUAUCACCUUGAUGACAUUUUUUGUAUUCAUAAUUAUCCAUACAGUUUAUAUUAUAGCCAUAACCAGCAAGUGCCACAAGAUAUGUAUGGAUUUUUCAAAUUUAUCAGCAUUUCGUGUUUUACAUCUAGUAAUGUAUCUUCUCAUUUUGUGGCCAGAAGUAAUCACCAUGAUUGCCAAUCCCAAAAUGUACUUACGCCAUUGGGAAACUCUUACAAAAUUUGUGUCUCUUAUUGCAUCUGCAUAUGUUGUGAUUGCACACCAACAUACAAGUAUGAAUCUAGACCAUACACACAUCACAGAUUCAUCUGAGAAAAGUGAAGAACAUCCAGAUCCCUCUAUCAAUUUCCACCUGAGAAGGGAGAUCAGUGCAAUUUCAGUUUUCUUUGGCUGGGUCGAACUAAUGAUGAUGUUCGGGCGACUGCCUAUCUUGGGCUCUAACGUCCUCAUGUUUGCACGUAUCGCCAAGUCAGCCAUUAAGUUUAUUGCCGCCUUCAUUGGCCUUCUUGUUGGAUUUUCUGUCAGUUUUAUGGUUCUCUUCAGUGAGAUUGAUGAUUUUAAGACUUUCGGGAGAAGCUUCGUAAAGACACUAAUGAUGAUGAUAGGCGAGGUGGAUUAUUCCAACUUGGUGAACGAAAACACGGCGAUCAUCAGUUAUCUGAUUCUUGUGGUAUUUCUUUUUCUGGUGUGUAUUCUCAUGGCCAAUCUUCUAAUAGGCCUUGCUGUUGAUGACAUCAGCAGCUUACAGCGUAUUGGAAUUAUUGCCAGGCGCUCAAAGCAAGCAUCGCACAUUGUCACUUACGAAAAAGCGAUCGCUGUUGCUAAAAGAUUUCGACUGCUUCCGCGUCGCUUGGUAGUUGCAUUGAUAAAAGCAAAUUCAAUUAACAAAAAAAAACAUAUCUAUGUUAAUAAGAACCGGAAACGAUUCUUUUUCUGUGAAAAUAAUUUAGUCCCAUCACAGAUCUUAAAGAAAGCUGUGGCUGAGGCUAAGGUCAAUCACAUUUCCUCUGAAGACUCUCCGGUAUUCUCUGAGAAGGCAAUACAUGAAGGAAGCUCAAAUUUGUUGCUUCAAAAGCUGGAGGAUCUUAAGAAAAUGAUCACCGACAAUAUGAUAAAUACACAACAAAUUCAUGAACCCAAUAACAGCCCAAUAAACAAUGUAAAACAGUAUGACUAAGGACGCAUCAUAUGAAAAAGUAAACAAAAAAACUAGGAUUGUGAGAUGAAAUACAAAAAUUGCCUUCUAACUGUGUGUGACACGAGGCGUGUCUUGGGUCUUAACAUUUCCAAGUUACCUAUGUACAAUUGGAAUCUGUUAUUAUUUAUCUUGUCUGGAUACUUAUGGAAUCGGCUUUUUACUUAUAGGAUUAUAGACCUGCAUGUGUAGCUCUUAAAUCAGUGGUGGAGGGCGAGAGUGGUGAAUGCCCCGGGCGGCACAUUUCUCAGAGCCCGGGGGCAGCACAAGCAGGGCUACUGAGAAUAUUGAUGUUCAGACCGUUAUUUUAGACUUUGCAAAAUUGAAGGAACGCAAAAUAUUGAUUCAAAGUUCAUGUAUGUAUAGUAUAAUAUAUGUAUACAUAAUCAACAAGUGUAUUAUAUCUAAUCACAUAUUCUUAUCACUUGCAGGGGAGACGUUUUCAGGUUUCGCCCCAUGUGAAUUUAUCUCGCUACGCCACUGUUUGGAAUCUCUUAAGAAUUUUCUUGAGUAUCUUUUUGGUCUGUUAUAGAUUUAUAGAAAUAUCUCUGGGUCCUGCUGGGAUCUGUUUAGGGCUUGUCUACUGUCUAGAUAUCUCUGAGAUCUAUUAGGUAUAGGCAAUAAGUUGACGUGGUGUGGCAAUAGCCCGGUGAAAACUGUUGUCUUUGGUUUUGAGGUGUCAGCUCAACCAACUGCAGUGAACACUGGUUGUUGUUUAUAUAACUCAAGCACAAAUCCCUGUUAUGCAUCUUAUGUUAUGAAACCUUUUUUUUUCUCUCUCUCUCUCUCUCUCUCUCUCUCUCUCUGGGUUCAUAGAAAUAGGUCAGACAUACACACCGAGGAGUCAUUAACUACCAUACAAGUAAAUAUAUACUUUACUAAAUACAUAGUGGAACAAAAGAGGUCUGUGGAACAAAAAACAAUGGGAAAAUUAUAGAUGCUAACUGAAAAUGUUAAACUACCAUUAUACCUUCAUACAAAUUCAAAGUUGAGUGAAUAAGCUACAGUUGUGUGGCAUUGGUUCUCAUCUUCAUCCAUUGCCUUUUUACUCUUUGGAGGAUGGCUACCAGAUAGUAACAUGUGUGAUACUAGGAGUGAGUUAUAUAUGUGGAAUUACCAUAUGAUGGUGAGCGAUGGGUUGGCAAGCAACCUAUCAGUUUGAGUACAUAGGCCUGAGACACAUAGCACUAAACUGGAAUAUCUGCAUGGGAAGAGAGUAAGCUGAGGUGUAGCAAUAGAUGGCUGAGCUGGAGUGAUAAUUGUGUAUGCUCAUAUCUCACUGUGUGCUGUUACACUCAGGUCAAGGGAUUCUGAUCCUAUAUGACCCCAGGCCAUUGCUGAUUAACCCACUCUUAAAUUGGAAUUCACGACAUCCAUCAUUAUUUUUCUUAUUGUCUUGUUAGAAUUCCAAACAUCCCUUAUAAUCCUCAUUCUGUGAUAAAGGACCGCUGUGACAUCUGGACUUCCUUCCCCAAGUUUCCCAUAUAAUAACCGACCUGAAAAAUGAAUAUAUGGGUAAUUGUGUGAGUUAUGAACUAAUUGUUCCAGGUGAGAUUCAAAGUAAAGCUCCAGAUUUGAUUCCAGGGAUGUUAGCUGCUGUAUUAUGGAGACAUUUCAUAUGAUAAUCAACCACAUACAUAGUUAUAGGACAUGUCUGUGUUUAAUGAGCAGUGACCUGAUGUUAUAGAUAGCUGAUAGACAUGGUGGUUUUUUGCUAUGGAGUUAUCUGGCUGUGUUAGUUCUCCUUUCUUGAGGCCCUCGUUGCGAAGGUCUUCGAGGUGGAGCAGUGGCGUCGCCUGGCCUGGGCAUCCGGGGUUUUAGCCUCGGAUGUUUUCUCUUUAGCCCCGGAUAAUUCAGCUUCAGAAGAAAUAUAACUAAAAAUCUAAAAUCAUGUAACCUCUCAUAUGCUUUAAAAAUUGCACAGGAUGAAUAUGACAUCGCUUCGGUCAAAAUAUCAUGUUUUUGCUCUAAUCCCUGUGUUAUCUAUACGUGCAUCAUCCUGUUUCUAUCAGUAUAAUGUAAUUCAAUUUUGACACAUUUUGAAUUCACCACAAGGCUAAAGAAAGCACACAAGUAGGGUUUGGGGUCAGCCUCCAAUGUUUUCAGUCCCAAGAAAUGUACCUAAGAUGUAGGCUGAGUUCUAUCAUAGGAUCUUAGAGGUGCAGGCCAAGUUUUGUGAGAAGAUGGACCUGCAGGCUGUUUUAUGCGAGGAUCUCAGCACUUAAGGGAGGAUUGGUACAUUUCAUACAGGGACUGCCAUGAGUAAACUAGGUAGCAGCGUCCCGUAUUUUAAAGUUCUAGAGUACAAAAUGUACUUAUAGAUAGCAUGCAUCAAGUAAGUAGCUAUUUCGAAUUUUGUCUUGAUUUUUUUUUUUUUUUUUUUUGAGAAAGGUAUUGGACAUAACUGAAAAAAAAAUAUAUAUAUGCUCAGUCAAACAAGACAUAUUAAAUCCCUUAAAUCCUCGCCUCCCAUCUCCCCUCCAUCACGCGUGUUAUCUCCCCCUCCAAAACCCUCGCCUCACUGUCACGCUUCUCCACCAUCUCUUUAUAUUAUAAGACUGCUAUUAUCUUUUCAAACACUUUUUUUAUCACUACCUUCAUCAUCAUAACUAUACAUCACAUAACUCUCACAAUAACACUAUUACAAAAAGCUUAUGUUGAGAGGGAGGUAUAAAACUGGACCUGACAAAUAAUAAAUAGUUCACUGCA